Molecule: messenger RNA, 2435 nt
Organism: Marasmius oreades (fairy-ring Marasmius)
Lineage: Eukaryota; Fungi; Basidiomycota; Agaricomycetes; Agaricales; Marasmiaceae
Exons: 8
Coding region: 119-2284 (721 amino acids)
Source: RefSeq, a predicted model, not a curated record
UCUCAACACCGCAUCCGCCUCAUGGUCAGUAUAUCAUUUUGGUGCUUUCUCUGCUUUCCCCAACACCUUUACUGUAACUAUACGUUUUCUAUCCACCAUGUUCUAAAAAGGCUCAGGAAUGGAUACCCGUACACAAUCUUGGACAUUCACAGUUAUUCGAAGCAAAGGUCUUCAUCUAUUACGGCCCGAAAGGUCCUGGAGACCUGUAGUUUCCAUCACUGUUGAAGAUAAAAACCCAGCAAGAUCCAGGACAACCGCUGCGCAAAGGAACACGAGCGAGUACGAGACGGUUCUUGGUCUCGAUGGCCAGAAUCCUAAUCAGAAAGAGGUCUUUGUAAUUGGACCCCACGCCUCGAACACGACAAAAUUAUCUAUUCAAGUAUUCUAUAAUCCACCUGGAAAGAAAAAGGCGAAACGAAUGAAACGGAUACCAGUAGCUUGCUGUUCGUGUUCGCUGGGAGAGGUGGUCGCUAAGCAAGAUGCGCAGGGGAAGAAACACGCCCCACUCAAACUUCAACCUCUGUCUUCAUCCAAGCGUAGCAAGAAGAAAAAUGAUGCCGAUUGCGGGCAAGCUGUGCUCUAUAUUCGGGUUUGUCCGCCUUCGUUCCAUGGCGAAGUUCGAGAGGACAUUUCUAGCGAGGAUGAAUAUGGUUAUACUUCGCAUCACCCAGAGACUACGGAUUAUACAUCCUCAGAACCACCCUCUUCUCCCACCGAUCCCGUACCUAUACAUAUCCCUAUCCCUAUACCCGCCAUAACGACCGGUAUUGACGUUCACACACAAGAGAGGAAACAGUUGAAGAAGAGAAAGAAGAUUCGCGGGUUCCGUAUGAACUCAGACGACGACAGAGACGAAACGUCAUCGGGUACAUGCUCAGAAUAUGAACCAGAAGACGCAGGGUAUGAUUCGACACUUGACAAGGCCGUCAAUUGGGACGAAGAUGAAGACGAAGACGGGGAAACGACUCUUAUUUCCCCAGAACCAAACCAAGACGAAGACAAAUGGGGAGGGGGUUGGUCAUGGAUAUCCGCAAUGUUGGACCCCAUCAUACCCAUGCAUCACUCGCACUCGUCAUCUUCCAGAGGAAGUGAACCGACGAUCAUAUGCAGGCCUGAUGAGGAUGAACUUUCACCUCGAUCUUCAUCCCCUCCGAACCAGAUAAAAUUCCAGCUCACUGCGUCUCCUGAACCUCACUUUGCUGAAUUGAAACCGUUUACGCCAGAUAAUGACCGAGACCUUGAUAAGAAUGCACACGAGCACCAAAGACGGGGGUACUUGUGGACGAAGCUCGAACGGCUACUGUGUGCGUUCACAGUAUAUGGCGAGCUAUGUGCCGCAGCGAGGGCGUUGGACUCGUUAGUUCAGUGGUCAAAGUUACAUCAUCGGUCAGAGUCACUUGGGCCGUCGUUAAGAUCAAACUCGUUCUCGUCAUUUAGAAGUUGGGGGUCUGGUGGUGGUACGCUCGUGGAGGGUGAUGUUGAGGGUGGCUUGUUCCGUGGUGGUGGUGGUGGUGGUGGUAGAUAUGGUGCGAAUCUGACGGUGAAUGACCAUCAUGAUGGAGGUUUCGAUGAUUUGGAGAGGCAAGCUCGGGAGAAAGUUGAGAAGGUGUAUUCGAAGUUGCAGAUGGAGUGGUCAUAUGUCGGUGGGUUGUUGGCUGCGCUUGCUGCUGUCAAUACAGCAGUCUUUGCCAUCUCUCCAGACUCCCUCUUCGGCAUGAACUCGUACGCGAGACCGUUAGUAGCCACCUCAUCCGUCUUUUCCGGAUGUGGAAUCGUCUGUGUUGUAUGGUUCUUGUGUUGGUAUGGAUGGGGGAGCGGUGUGGGUCUCGGCGGUAAUGCUACGGUUGCAGUCAGUGGUGGGUUGGGGGGUGUCGAUGGGUUUAUGGCACGCGCCCUAGAUAUCAACUCGACAUACGUUUCAUUCGCUAUCGCAUCUCGUAUACCAGCAGGAUGUAUGCUUUGCUCUGCUCUUACCCUCAUGGGUUUCUUAGGACUUGUUGCGUAUGACACUGCACCCGUCAUGGUGGUGAUUGUAUGCUCGGGGGUUGCAGUCGGGAUGGGAGGACAGUUUGUGGUGUGGGGGAUUAUUAGGGCUGUGAAGGGGGUUGCGUGGGGUGUGAGGGGUGUGGGUAGGGGUGUUAGAUGUGGUUGUGGGAAGGUUGUUGGUGUUUUCAGGCCAGGAGUAGGAGGAGAAAAUUCGACAUAUCCUGGGACGACAGCUUCUCCUUCGCCUGUAGUGGUGGUCCCUCCGCCACCGCCUGUGCUGGAUACUGGUAGAGGUUGAUUGUGAUGGUCGUUCCAGAUCUCGUUACCUGUGUGCUUUCUGUGUUGAAGUUUGUAAAGGAUUAACAUCUAAGCUGUCUAAUUGUAUUUUCAACAAGCAGUGAGUCUACCGUUCUGGUGGAAGAGGAUGCGGAACACUCUUUAUUAUGAGA